AUGGUCAAAUUAUACGGUUUCUCCCCUUCCACAUGCACUCGUCUCGUCGCUCUCAUCUGCAAGGAGAAGGAGAUCCCAUAUGAAUUGAUCUCUGUCAACCUUGGCAAAGGCGAGCAGAAGGACGCGUCUUUCACCGCUGUUCAGCCAUUCGGACAGGUCCCAUACAUUGAUGACAACGGGUUCUUCCUAUAUGAGUCCCGCGCGAUCGCAAGAUACCUCAUCAAGAACUACCCCAACCAGGGCACUCCCGGAUUGAUUCCCAGUGACGCCAAGGCUGAGGCCCUCUUUGAACAAGCAGCUUCGAUCGAGACGUUUAACUUCAACGCCUUCGUCGCGCCCAUCGUCUUCGAAAAAUUGUUCAAGCCGCGCCGUGGUCUGCAACCAAAUGAGGAGCGUGUCGCCGAGCUGUUGGCGGCCCUCCAAGGCAAGAUGGACACGUAUGACUUGAUCCUCAGCAAACAGAAGUACCUUGCUGGCGACUCUGUCACGCUCGCUGAUUUGUCGCACUUGCCUUAUGGCGCUGCGUUUUACCAAAUUGGCUUCUCUGAGGUGUUUGACAGCAGGCCUAACCUCUCUAGGUGGUGGAAGGACAUCUCUAACAGGCCUGCUUGGCUUGCUGUCAAAGACGGUGCAUGA
Molecule: messenger RNA, 636 nt
Organism: Suillus clintonianus
Lineage: Eukaryota; Fungi; Basidiomycota; Agaricomycetes; Boletales; Suillaceae
Product: glutathione S-transferase
Exons: 5
Coding region: 1-636 (211 amino acids)
Cellular component (GO): cytoplasm
Molecular function (GO): glutathione transferase activity; glutathione binding
Source: RefSeq, a predicted model, not a curated record